AUGGAUCACUUAGGGGCGCACCACCUCCACCCGAGCCACGCCGAGCCCAUUAGCUUCGGAAUCGACCAGAUCCUGAACAACCCGGACCAAGGCAGCUGCAUGAUCUCCAACGCGGCGGCGGACUACGGCCUGGGAGGAUGCGUGGUGAGCAGCGCCUACAACCCCAUGGGCGGCCACUACGGCUCGGCCCCCGGCGGCGGCGGCGGCGGGUCCUCCUCCGCCGGGGGCUACGGCAACGGCGGCGCCUGCAGCAUGGCUUCGCUGGCGGGCUCCUACAACCUCAACGUCGGGGUCGGGGCCAUGAACGGAAAUAACCUCAACGCGGCCGGGGGCGUGAUCCGGGUGCCGGCCCACCGGCCCGUGGCCGGCGGCGUCCCCCAGCCCCUCCCCACGGCCGUGCCCACCGUGAACAACCUGACGGGGCUGACCUUCCCCUGGAUGGAGAGCAACAGGCGCUACACCAAGGACCGCUUCACGGGUCACCCCUAUCAGAACCGGACGCCCCCCAAGAAGAAGAAACCACGCACCUCUUUCACCCGUCUGCAGAUCUGUGAACUGGAAAAACGCUUCCACCGACAGAAGUACCUGGCCUCAGCCGAGAGGGCGGCUUUAGCCAAGGCUCUGAAAAUGACUGAUGCCCAAGUCAAGACCUGGUUCCAGAACCGGAGAACAAAAUGGAGGCGGCAAACUGCAGAAGAACGGGAAGCAGAGCGGCAGCAAGCCAACCGCAUCCUCAUGCAGCUCCAGCAAGAGGCCUUCCAGAAAACCAUCAACCAGCCCAUCCAAGCAGACCCAAUCUGUGUUCACAAUUCCUCCCUGUUUGCCCUCCAGAACCUUCAGCCAUGGUCAGAUGACUCUUCCAAGAUCACCAGCGUUACUUCUGUGGCCUCUUCCUGUGAGUGA
Protobothrops mucrosquamatus (brown spotted pit viper) is the source of this 903-nucleotide messenger RNA. RefSeq names its product T cell leukemia homeobox 1 (gene TLX1). Gene Ontology annotation, molecular function: DNA-binding transcription factor activity, RNA polymerase II-specific; RNA polymerase II cis-regulatory region sequence-specific DNA binding. The record is from RefSeq and is a predicted model, not a curated record. NCBI's taxonomy places the organism in Eukaryota, Metazoa, Chordata, Lepidosauria, Squamata, Viperidae. The transcript has 3 exons. Bases 1 to 903 code for a protein of 300 amino acids. Gene Ontology annotation, biological process: regulation of transcription by RNA polymerase II; animal organ development. Gene Ontology annotation, cellular component: nucleus.